Corylus avellana is the source of this 2440-nucleotide messenger RNA. The record is from RefSeq and is a predicted model, not a curated record. Lineage: Eukaryota; Viridiplantae; Streptophyta; Magnoliopsida; Fagales; Betulaceae.
GAUUUUUCAGCUUUCUUUUCCACUGUUUUUCUGCAGGAAAAUCAGCGACGCUUUCUUAGCUACCCUUUUUGUCGUGUUUUGAAAUAUCCGGUCAACACUUCUGAAAAAAGGCAAAAGAAAUGGUGUUUCCUGCAACAACAGGAGGAGGCGGCGACGGUUGGGCAGACAUGAAGAGCAUCACCCUUCAAGUGCUCAAGGGGCGGUGGUUCGUGGUGUUCACAACAUGUCUGUUGAUGUCCGUCUCCGGAGCGAGCUACAUGUUCGGCCUCUACUCCAACGAGAUCAAAUCCACACUCGGCUACGACCAGACAACUCUCAAUUUGCUUGGCUUCUUCAAGGACUUGGGUUCCAACAUAGGAAAAUCAGCGACGCUUUCUUAGCUACCCUUUUUGUCGUGUUUUGAAAUAUCCGGCCAACACUUCUGAAAAAAGGCAAAAGAAAUGGUGUUUCCUGCAACAACAGGAGGAGGCGGCGACGGUUGGGCAGACAUGAAGAGCAUCACCCUUCAAGUGCUCAAGGGGCGGUGGUUCGUGGUGUUCACAACAUGUCUGUUGAUGUCCGUCUCCGGAGCGAGCUACAUGUUCGGCCUCUACUCCAACGAGAUCAAAUCCACACUCGGCUACGACCAGACAACUCUCAAUUUGCUUGGCUUCUUCAAGGACUUGGGUUCCAACAUAGGUAUCCUGUCUGGCCUAAUCAACCAAGUGACACCGCCAUGGGUGGUCUUAGUAGUUGGUGGAGUUCUGAAUUUUUUUGGUUACUUCAUGAUAUGGCUGGCCGUGACCAAAAGAAUUGGCAAGCCUAGUGUGUGGAACAUGUGCUUGUACAUUUGUAUUGGUGCAAAUUCCCAUACUUUCACCAACACUGGAGCGCUCGUCACCAGCGUGAUGAACUUCCCAGAGAGCCGUGGAAUGGUGAUGGGGCUUAAUAACGGCUAUAUCGGUCUGAGCGCAGCGAUUAUCACGCAAUUAUUCCACGCCUUCCUUGGCGGCGACACCAAGUCUUUGAUCUUGCUAAUGGCGUCUCUUCCAAUGGCCGUAUCCUGCACUUUUCUCCGUGUCAUUCGGGUUCUGAAGGGUGGUGUUCGGCAACCUAACGAAAUUAGAGUUUUCUGCAAUUUCCUCUGCGUUUCACUUUGUCUUGCUGGGUUUUUGAUGGUUAUGAUUAUUGUACAAAACAAUGUCACCUUCACGCAAACAGAGUAUGGUGCCAGUGUCGGCGUGACGUUUUUCUUGUUAUUUCUCCCCAUUGUUGUCGUCGUCAAGCAAGAGUAUAAGAUUUGGAAGAUCAACAAGAAAGUUGUCAAUGAUCCUUCACCGUUGAAAGUAAUCACUCAGCUUGAGCCUUCACCAUCAUCAAUUUCGGCUACUGAAGAAUUGACUGCAGAAAAUCAAGCUUCCUGUUGGAAAACAAUGUUCCGACAGCCGGAUAGAGGGGAGGAUUAUACAAUACUCCAAGCACUUUUCAGCAUUGACAUGUUGCUGCUGUUCUUAGCGACAAUUUGCGGCCUCGGGGGGACUUUAACGGUAAUGGACAACUUGGGACAAAUUGGAACAUCCUUAGGAUAUCCGCUUGCAAGUAUAAGCAAUUUCGUGUCACUUUCAGGCAUAUGGAACUAUCUAGGAGUUGUUGUCGCAGGUGUGGUGGCAGAAAUUUUUGUGACAAAAUACAAGUUUCCUCGUCCUCUUAUGCACACUUUAAUCCUCCUUUUAUCAUGUGUUGGUUAUCUUCUAAUCGCGUUUAAUGUCAAACAUGCACUUUAUUUUGCAUCUAUAAUCUUGGGGGCUUGCUGUGGAGCACAAUGGCCGCUAGUUUUCACAAUAAUUUCUGAACUUUUUGGCCUAAAAUACUACUCUGUUCUGUACAACUUCGGGGCACUGGCUAGCCCAAUUGGGUCUUAUUUGCUCAAUGUGAGUGUCACUGGGUAUUUAUAUGACCGGGAAGCUAUGAAGCAACUAGCUGCAUUGGGACUCAAGAGGCAGCCUGGGGAAGAACUAAAUUGUAGUGGGGGGGAGUGCUAUAGAUUGUCUUUCAUUAUUCUCACUGUUGUGACAUUGUUUGGUACAAUUGCUUCACUUUUCUUGGUGCUCAGGACUAUGAAAUUUUACAAGAGUGACAUCUAUAAGAAGUUCCGAGAGGUAAAAGCCACCGAGACAGGACGGGUGAUUGGCCAAGAUGGAGUUGGAAUGUCAGUGGUUACUCGAGGGGAAAAGGAAUAGUUCUCUCCGUUUGAAGUGAAAUGAAGAGACACAAUUUCAUCCUUAGAAUAAAAUCUUUAACAUAAAAUAACUCAUAUCCAUUUAACUUGAAAUGGAGAAAGAUGUACUUCCACUGGAGGGGAGAAGUGUACGUUUGAAUAUACUUCCAUUGAUGAAUGAAAGGGAUUGAUAGAUAUGUUGCUCCCACUUUUGUUAUGCAAAGUCUAUUCUUUCUUUGUUUU